UAUGUGCCUCGUCAGUGGUCUUUACUUUCACGAAAACCCUACACUUCAGAGAAAUUUACGAUCACUGAUUCACUGGCAACAAAUUAAAAAACCCCAGGUUUUUGAAUGAUUAUUUCUCGUUUUUCUUCUACUUCAUUCAUAGAAUUUUGCAAUGGGUGCAAGUCGGAAACUACAGGGAGAGAUCGAUCGCGUUCUUAAGAAGGUCCAAGAAGGUGUCGACCUCUUCGAUAGUAUUUGGAACAAGGUCUACGAUACGGAUAAUGCGAACCAGAAGGAGAAAUUCGAGGCGGACUUGAAGAAGGAAAUAAAGAAGCUUCAGAGGUACAGAGACCAGAUUAAGACAUGGAUACAGUCCAGUGAGAUCAAGGAUAAGAAGGUUAGUGCCUCUUAUGAUCAGGCUCUGAUGGAUGCUCGCAAGGUUAUUGAGCGUGAAAUGGAAAGAUUUAAGAUAUGUGAAAAGGAAACUAAGACGAAAGCAUUCUCAAAAGAAGGCCUUGGCCAGCAACCUAAAACGGAUCCUAAGGAAAAGGCUAAAUCAGAGACAAGAGAUUGGUUGAACAAUGUGGUUGGGGAGCUGGAAAAUCAAAUUGAUAGCUUUGAAGCUGAAAUAGAGGGUCUUUCUGUUAAGAAAGGGAAAACAAGGCCUCCCAGACUGACGCAUUUGGAGACAUCCAUUACCCGGCAUAAGGCUCAUAUACAGAAGCUAGAACUGAUUUUGAGGCUACUAGACAACGAUGAAUUGAGUCCGGAGCAAGUCAAUGAUGUUAGGGAUUUUUUGGAUGACUACGUUGAACGGAAUCAGGAGGAUUUUGAUGAAUUCAAUGAUGUUGAUGAUCUUUACAGUUCUCUACCUUUAGACAAGGUGGAGUCUCUUGAAGAGCUAGGUCCAAUUGGUAUCCCUGCUCUCUCAAAGGGUAUUAGUGCCUCCAGUGCAGUUUUAAACACGAAAAAUUCUUUGGCUGCAACAUCUGCUCAAGCUUCAGCCAUAGUUACUACAAUCCAACAGGGUGCUUCUGUCCAGGAACUAGGAGAUGAAACAGCUUCCCAGGAGAGUAACUCUUAUACAGUUGCAAGAACCCCACCUCCUAGUAAUAGUGGACUCAUUCCUUCUGCACCACAAACGCCAUUAGCAAGCCAUGUUGAUCCUGUUGCUCUAAAAGUUGCAGGUGUGGUUGUAGAUUCAUCUGCAGUGACCAUGUCAAGUGUGGUAGAGGAAGAGGAAACCUUCCCUGCUCAUAAAUCAUCCAUUGCUCUUGCUGAAACUGGAUUAAGGGGUCUUAGUAGAGCUGCUCUAUCCAGCCAACCUUCAACUAUCCCAAGUAGUUCUGGCAGUACAAUUUCCAGCAGUGGGGCCCUUGGUACUUUCCCUUCAGCUUCUGAAAUAGGGAAAAGAAAUAUAUUAGGUCCUGAUGAAAGAUUGGGGAACGGAAGCAUGAUGCAGUCUGUUGUUUCCCCUGUCAGUAACAGAAUAAUCUUGCCACAAGCUGCCAAAGCUAAUGAUGGACUGGGCUCGGCAGAGACUGGUAAUGUUAGUGAGGGUGGAGUUAUGGGUGGCAGGGUUUUUUCUCCGUCUGGAGUUCCUGGCAUACAAUGGAGGCCUGGAAGUUCCUUUCAGAACCAGAAUGAAGCAGGGCAGCUCCGUGGCAGAACUGAGAUUGCUCCUGACCAGAGGGAGAAGUUUUUACAAAGAUAUCAGCAGGUACAGCAGCAAAGUCAGACAAAUCUUCUUGGGAUGCCUUCUCUUGCUGGAGGAAAGCAGUAUGCCACUCAGCAACAGAACCCACUCUUGCAGCAGUUCACUUCUCAAGGCUCGUCUGUCGCUCCUCAGCUUGGGUUGGGAGUCGGCGUCCAAGCUGCAGGUCUUAACAAUGUUAUAUCACCUGCUUCAGUGCAGCAGCAGCCAACUGCAAUCCAUCAACAAUCUAAUCAACAGGCGCCUAUAUCUACAGUAUCUAGGGAGGCUGACUCAGGCCUCACAAAAGUUGAGGAGUUGCAGGAGCAACAAGCUAUUUCUGAAGAUUCAGCAGCAGAAUCUGGUUCAAACUCUGGGCUUGGAAAGAAUCUUAUGCAAGAGGAUGAUUUGAAACCUUCUUAUGCAUUGGAUGCACCUCAAGCUGGAGUUACUGGCUCACUUGUUGAAACGUCUCAGGUGAUGAGGGAUACUGAUCUUUCUCCAGGGCAACCUUUGCAAUCCAAUCCACCUUCUGGAAGUCUUGGUGUUAUUGGUCGAAGAGGAGUCUCUGACCUUGGUGCCAUUGGUGAUAGCGUCUCUGCAUCAGCUGCAAAUCCUGGAGGAUUUCAUGAUCAGUUAUACAAUUUGCAGAUGCUGGAAGCUGCUUACUAUAAACUUCCUCAACCCAAAGAUUCUGAGCGUGCAAAGACCUAUACCCCAAGACACCCAGCAGUUACCCCCUCAAGCUUUCCUCAAGUACAGGCACCUAUUGUGAAUAAUCCUGCUUUCUGGGAACGCCUUGGAUCCGAUGCUUAUGGCACUGAUACUUUGUUUUUUGCAUUUUACUACCAGCAGAAUACUUACCAGCAAUAUCUGGCUGCUAAGGAAUUGAAGAAGCAGUCUUGGAGAUACCACAGAAAGUACAACAUAUGGUUCCAACGACACGAGGAGCCAAAAGUGGCCACAGAUGAUUUCGAACAGGGGACAUAUGUGUACUUUGAUUUCCAUAUUGCCAAUGACGAACAACAUGGAUGGUGCCAGAGAAUCAGGACUGAUUUCACAUUUGAAUACGGUUUUCUGGAAGAUGAACUUAUUGUGUAGAAUCUGUACAGCAUUCACUGCUGGUUCGAACCGCCCUGAUUAUCGACCAACUCCAAGUAACAUACAUUAAUAUGUUCUUUCUUUUGACAAAGUAAAUCUAUUUGGAUUUAUAAUGUUAAAUGCGUUUCUCAAUAAACUCAUGGGGAUUGAACAUCACUGCUUUUUAUACUAUAAUGCAUCUGGAGAGACCAGCUAAGAGAUGGUUCAAUUUAACAUUUUUACCUGUUGUGCCCUUA
Messenger RNA from Olea europaea var. sylvestris, 3009 nucleotides. Its product is annotated as CCR4-NOT transcription complex subunit 3. NCBI's taxonomy places the organism in Eukaryota, Viridiplantae, Streptophyta, Magnoliopsida, Lamiales, Oleaceae. Gene Ontology annotation, cellular component: nucleus; CCR4-NOT core complex; P-body. The coding region runs from base 152 to 2773 and encodes 873 amino acids. The record is from RefSeq and is a predicted model, not a curated record. Gene Ontology annotation, biological process: nuclear-transcribed mRNA poly(A) tail shortening; regulation of DNA-templated transcription. The transcript has 17 exons.